AUGGCCCGCAACAGGUUUAUGCAGUAUUUGCGCGGCACAGAGAGCAGGCCUGGUGAGGCUGCCCUGUUGCGCAAGAUUGACUUUUUCAUUCUCACAUUCUGCUGUCUGAUGUACUUUGCCAACUAUUUGGAUCGAAGCAACUUGAACAAUGCUUAUGUUUCCGGAAUGAAGGAGGAUUUGAACUUCCAGGGAAAGCAGCUCAAUCUGAUCAAUACCAUAUUUACCGUCGGAUAUAUUCUUGGCCAGGUCCCCUCCAAUCUGGCUCUCAUCUACUUCAAGCCUAGGAUAUUCUUCCCUUGUAUGAUGCUGUUCUGGGGCGGCUUGACCAUGAUUACUGCUGCCGUGAAGAACCCACAGUCCAUCAUGGCCAUCCGCUUCUUCCUCGGGUUGGCUGAAUCCAGCACUUUCGUCGGCACCCACUACAUUCUCGGUUCGUGGUACACAGAGUCCGAGUUGGGGAAACGAAGUGGAAUUUUCACUGCCUCGGGUCUUGCAGGGACUAUGUUUGGCGGCUUCAUCCAGACCGGUAUCCAUAAGUCGCUACAUGGCACCAGGGAAUUGGCUGGUUGGAGAUGGUUGUUUAUUAUCGACGGUCUCAUAACCUUACCAAUUGCCCUUUACGGUCUCUUCCUCUUCCCCGACACCCCUUCCACCACCAAUGCCCCCUACCUGAAUGCCGAUGAGCGCGCCCUCGCCAUCUCCCGCGUUCCUGAACCUGUGCGCGAACGCACCCCGUUCAGUCUCUCUUUCCUCAAGCGCGUCUUGAGCUCAUGGCAUUGGUACGGCUUCGUCAUGCUCUGGAUUAUCGCGGGAGAAACCGAAUCCUUCUCCACAAAUGCCCUCCUGGCCCUCUAUAUGAAAUCUCACACGACCAACAAAUACUCCAUCUCGCAGCUCAACAAUUACCCCACAGGCGUGCCGGCUGUCGGCAUCGUGUCAACGAUUGCCUGGGCUACAUUGACUGAUUUCUUGCAUGGGAAGAGGUACCUGGUCGGCUAUUGGAUUGGUAUCACUGGCGUUGUUACUUCUGCGAUGAUUUUGUCCCCCGGAGCGUCGACAGCGGCGAUCUUUGGCGCAUACUAUUGGGCCGGCUCCGUGUAUGCGUGUCAGGCAACGUUCUUUGCGUGGGCUAAUGAUGCCAUGCGGUAUAAGAAUGAUGCGUUGCGGAGCGUUGUCAUUGCCAGCAUGAAUAUGGGGAGUAAUGUGGUUAACGCGUGGUGGGCUUUGCUCUUCUACUCAGCCGAUCAGGCACCCUUUUUCACGAAAGGUAUGUGGGCAAUGAUUGCCUGCUCGAUUGCAAUGGCCAUUUGGACUGCGGGCAUUGUAUACUUCUCCGUCCGGGAUGAGAAGAUCGAGGAGGCGCAAAGACCGGAGGACGAACCUCAGAAAAUGGUUGAGAAGAUAGAUGUGAAUGGGAGCACAGUCUAA
Messenger RNA from Paracoccidioides brasiliensis Pb18, 1428 nucleotides. RefSeq lists its product as uncharacterized. Gene Ontology annotation, cellular component: plasma membrane. Gene Ontology annotation, biological process: pantothenate import across plasma membrane. The record is from RefSeq and is a predicted model, not a curated record. The transcript is spliced from 5 exons. The coding region runs from base 1 to 1428 and encodes 475 amino acids. Gene Ontology annotation, molecular function: pantothenate transmembrane transporter activity.